CCCGGCCGGGUGAUCGGCCAACCCCCAUCGCCCCCUGCCCCUGCCUGCUCUCUCUCUCUCUCAUCUCAUUUCUCCCUGCCAGCUCUGUGCUCAUCACUGCGUGUUUCCCAUCUGAUCCUCGAGCCUCCCAGCAGUGUGGUACAGGUUGCAGAAAGAGGAAGCAGAUCGAGAUGGCUGGAGGCGGCGACCACAACUCCGCCCAGACGAACGGCGGAGGUCACGACCAGAGGGCCAUGGAGGAGGGCAGGAAGGAGGCGGAGUACGCUGACCACCAGGGCUGCGCCGCCAUGGUCGUCUCCGUCCCAUUCAUCCAGAAGAUCAUCGCGGAGAUCUUCGGGACCUACUUCCUGAUGUUCGCGGGGUGCGGCGCGGUGACGAUCAACGCGAGCAAGAACGGGCAGAUCACGUUCCCGGGCGUGGCCAUCGUGUGGGGCCUGGCCGUGAUGGUGAUGGUGUACGCCGUCGGCCACAUCUCCGGCGCGCACUUCAACCCGGCCGUCACCUUCGCCUUCGCCACCAGCGGGCGGUUCCCGUGGCGGCAGCUCCCCGCGUACGUGCUGGCGCAGAUGCUGGGCGCCGUGCUCGCCUCCGGCACGCUGCGCCUCAUGUUCGGCGGCCGCCACGAGCACUUCCCCGGCACGCUCCCCACGGGCUCCGACGUCCAGUCGCUCGUCAUCGAGAUCAUCACCACGUUUUACCUCAUGUUCGUCAUCUCCGGCGUCGCAACAGACAACAGAGCGAUCGGGGAGCUGGCAGGGCUGGCCGUGGGCGCAACCAUCCUGCUUAACGUGCUCAUUGCCGGGCCCGUCUCUGGCGCGUCGAUGAACCCGGCCCGGAGCGUGGGCCCGGCGCUGGUGAGCGGGGAGUACCGGUCCAUCUGGGUGUACGUGGUGGGCCCGCUGGUGGGGGCCGUGGCCGGGGCGUGGGCCUACAACCUGAUCCGCUUCACCAACAAGCCCCUCCGCGAGAUCACCAAGAGCACCUCCUUCCUCAAGAGCAUGAGCACCAACAGGAUGAACUCCGCCGCCGCCUGAGGCGAGCACCACCACCGUGGCCAUGGCCGGCCGGCGUGUCCUGCUGCCUCCUCCUGUGGAAGGGCUACUACUGCUAGUAAUUUAGCCUACUACACCUAUUCACCUGUGUGUCUGUCUGUGUGUGUGAGUAUAUAUACAAUUCCUGCGUGUGUGUGGAUGGAUGGAAAACAGAUGGAAAAGGGUACCUAGCUACGACGUACUGUGGUUUGUUGGAGCAUUCAUGUCGAUGUGGCACGUACAAGCAUGCAUGCAUGCGAGGGAAGAGGACGACCGUGUCUUCGAUUCCGGGCAACUCUAUAGCUGGGUUAACUAUAGUUGGUCUACCCCGUGAAUGUGCUUAAUUAUAAGCAAUUGCUGCAUUGUCAUGUACUACGCCGCCUAUUUUGUUAACUCAAUUAAUGUGUUGCUGAAAGAUAUGCAUGUGCAUCCUUGUGCUUAGCC
Sorghum bicolor (sorghum) is the source of this 1475-nucleotide messenger RNA. Its product is annotated as aquaporin NIP1-1. NCBI's taxonomy places the organism in Eukaryota, Viridiplantae, Streptophyta, Magnoliopsida, Poales, Poaceae. The transcript has 4 exons. The coding region runs from base 171 to 1034 and encodes 287 amino acids. Gene Ontology annotation, cellular component: membrane. Gene Ontology annotation, molecular function: channel activity. The record is from RefSeq and is a predicted model, not a curated record. Gene Ontology annotation, biological process: transmembrane transport.